UUGCAGCCACCGGCCCGAGCGCAGAGUGCUGCCGCCUUGUCUUCAGGACCUUGGGGCGGAUUGAGAAGCACCUCGUUGAUGGGCCCUCAUGGCACAGCGAAGGCGGGGACGCCGUGGCAGCCACCUUCUCCUCGGCCUGGUCGGGGUCUUGGGCGCGAUGCGGCUGAUGGCUGAGAGGAUGGAGGCCGGCUUCGCGUGGUGGAGGAUGGAUCGGAUGGGUCCUCAUCCGCCACAGAGGGUGACAAGGACGGGCAGUUGGCGGGUGCCACAUGCUUUGGCGGCAAAGAUUGUUGAAGUGAGCUCAGAGGAGCGAGAUGUGGCCUUCAUGGAGCGUUUGCGCUGCCUGGCGCGCGAGGCGCUCAGCUGGGCUUGGCUCACUCCGCAGCAACGGCUGGUGUGGGCCGCGGCCAUCGAGCUGGAUGCGGUGCCUUUGCAGGAGCUUCCACCGUGGUUCUGGGAGCGGCAGAACGUCACUCAUAGGCAUCCAGGCGUCGACCUGGUGAGCCUGGACGGCCACCGGGCCGUGCGGUGCAUCGACGGCAUCGACGGCAUCGACAUCGUUGAGGACGCGGAGCGCUUCGUCCAGGUGGCGCAAGAGGUACACAAGGCGCAAAACUGCACGCUGGUGAUCUCGACGGCUUCGACAAGAUUGUCAGAGCAGUCCCAAGCGUGGCUGCAGCAAUCGGGUGCUGAGCAUCGUGGUAUUUCAGAGAGAGAUCUGCAAAGGCUGGGUAGCUGCGAGCUCAAUGUCCAGUCAGAGCUGGUCAAGAGGACUCAAGGUUUAAAUAAGAUGUCUGUCUAUGUAAUGUGGACAACCUGAUUGCCUGAAAAGGCGCCCAGAAUGGCACCCUACUUAGUUCUAUAUACUCCUACUUGGUACUCUGGGGUCGUUGAAUAUUCGUUUGCACCGUGCAUUCUU
Messenger RNA from Durusdinium trenchii, 919 nucleotides. The record is from the annotation of a GenBank genome assembly. Lineage: Eukaryota; Dinophyceae; Suessiales; Symbiodiniaceae.